This is a messenger RNA of Aspergillus ibericus CBS 121593, 1317 nucleotides long. RefSeq lists its product as uncharacterized. The record is from RefSeq and is a predicted model, not a curated record. Lineage: Eukaryota; Fungi; Ascomycota; Eurotiomycetes; Eurotiales; Aspergillaceae. The coding region runs from base 155 to 1120 and encodes 321 amino acids. The transcript has a single exon.
UUCACCUUAUAUUGAGCCAGGAACACGCUCCCCGACCCUCAUAGUCCUGCCCCUUAUGUCCAGAUAACUUAUCCGUUGACCAUCGUCUCCAUUCCACCCACCCGGUCCAGAUAAACAGGCCUCAAUCUCAAUACUCCUGUCCAAACCAGUCAUCAUGUUCGAGGACUUUUCCUUCUCGUCGCCGUCGUCCACCAGACCCUCGCGGCUGGCGCUCGAAGGCGAUGACCGCCUUAUGGUGGACAGUGACAGUGCUCUCAUUUCCCCCAUGUCCUCGCGCUGUCCAUCGCCUCGUUCACAGCGAUUUCCUCGGUCUGCACCUCGCUCACGCUCAUCAUACUUCCGCUCCGCUCAGCCGCCUACCUCCGUGCCCCUCUCCGCCUACGACCACAAGCGGCUUUCCAUCAGCACGCUGACGAGGAAACUCCACGAGCAUACCCUUCAGAAUCAAAAUGGGAUCCAAUCCGAUGAGGGACGCUUUGAUCGGCCUGCGUCCCCGACCCCGUCGGAUUUGGGCAUCUCGAGCAAGUUCCCCGGUUAUGUCCUGACACCCCCAGACACCGACCACGAUGAUGAGUCCUUGACCUCGGGGUCACUUUCUCCCCAGUCAUAUUCGCCAUUCCUGAGCCCGACCUCCGCUCCGGCCGACUUUCCGGCCGACAAUAUGGAUCUCAGCGCUGCCCCGGGACCUGGGGGCCCAGACGCUUGGAGUGUCCGCGCUCAACGGCAACAAAUCUCCCGGCUGCAGUGCAACCAAUCUGACGUCGAGUCCAUCCGCCGUGCCCUCGUGUCUGAUGACGAGGUCAUGCGAUCAGCCAUGUGCAGGGAUUCCAUCUGUGAAGACGACUGCCACCCCAGCUCUUUGCCACCGCAGUCCUCGCCACGGCGCCGCGCCUUGACUCUUUCACGCAACCGAUUUCGCAACCAAGCCUCGGAUACAUCUGCGUCGGAGGCCCGGACCCGACGGAAGAGCAGCGUCAGUGCACUUUCGUCGCAUCGCAUCGAAAAGAGCUACCACAGCUCGACGCGUGAUAUGCACAAGAAGGGUGAGCAGGGCCUGAGACGCAAGAGCCUUGUGAGUGCGGCGCUAGCGUCGAUGGUGGAACAGGGGCCGGAGGAGUAAUCCUCUCCACCCCUCUCAAACUAUAUCUUAUUACCUUCCUAACUCUUCUAUCUAUCACCUUAUUUUUUCCUUUUUUUUCUUUGAAAUACCUUUUUCUUAUCAAGACUUUUACUUAUUAUCUCUUCUCUUUUCGAUCAUGUAUCUUUCGUUGUAUCUCUUGGUAUUGUUUCGGAUUUGAUUCGUUCACCUAUCAUCUU